This is a messenger RNA of Danaus chrysippus (African queen), 1101 nucleotides long. NCBI's taxonomy places the organism in Eukaryota, Metazoa, Arthropoda, Insecta, Lepidoptera, Nymphalidae. The record is from the annotation of a GenBank genome assembly.
AUGUGUAAAUAUUGUGAUAAAGAGUUUCCUGAGAAGAGUUACGGAGAGCAUCUGGAAACGAUACACUCGGUUAGUUUCUUCCGGUGUCACGAGUGUGAUGGAUUUAUCGACAGGAGCAACUUCGUGGUUCACAUGACGCUGCACGCGGUCCAACACGCCAAACAUAAAGACAGGAAGACGAAAAGAAUUAAACAGAAUCUCGAGCGGGGUCCGGCGAGGAACGUGAAAUGUGAUGAUACAGGGAGUGACGUCACAGAUAAGAUGACAAAGAACGACCAUCGAGUAGAGGGUGGUGGUGAGGAAAAGAAAAGUGAUGAAGAAGUACACGAGGAAUUCUGUGAACCGAGCAACGUGGAAGAUUUUGGUCCCUUACCAGAAUCAGUGUUCGAGGCUAUCGAAGACUCCAGAGAGUAUCAAGAGGAACAACACGCAUAUCACAGCGACACGGAGGCUCAAGAUGAUCUACACACGGUAGAAAUUAAAAAUAGCCAACGAUCUCCUGCUGCAGAACAGACACAUAAACAGAGAACCAGAUCUGAUAAUGCGGAAGUUCAUAAUGUGAAAAGUAAAAUCAGAAAAUGUCCGAAAUGUGAUAAAGUAUACGUCGCCUCGUCGAGUUACUUUUACCAUCUCAAAUAUUCCCAUAACCAGAACAAGGAGCACGAGUGCGACGUCUGCGGGAAGAAGUUCGGGACCAAGGCCAGUCUAUCAUCACACACGGCCAUACACGGAGCAGACUGGCGGUACCCGUGCAGGGAGUGUGACAAGCGGUUCAGGACGAGGGCCAGUCUGUACAUACACCAACAGACGCACAGCGAAAUCAAGGCGCACAGGUGCUCACGGUGCGGCAGGUGCUUCAGGUGGCGCACACACCUGCUGCGGCACGAGACGCGCCACCUCGCGCACAAGUCUCACGUCUGCGAGACCUGCGGCCGCGGGUUCAGUGUGCGCUGUGACCUGCUGAGACACGCACGCACGCACGCGGCCGGCGCGUAUGUGUGUGGCGUGUGUGGACACACGUUCGCUCAGCUCAGGUACCUCAGGGUACACGUCGUGAAGAAACACUCGGGCAGUGUAGUGAAGGAUGAAAUAAAACCAUAA